AUGGCUUCUUCAAUACAGGAGCUGGACGCCACUGUCCAAGCCUUCUACAGCGGCGGCGCGCAGCAAAAACAGGCCCAAGCCACGCUGAACCAGUUCAAGGAAAACCCCGAUGCUUGGCUCAUGGUCGACAAGAUCCUCCAAGAAGCCCAAAACUCCCAGACCAAGUUCCUCGGUCUACAAGUCCUCGACAAUGUAAUCAUGACGCGGUGGAAGGUUCUACCCCGCGAGCAGUGCCAGGGCAUCCGCAACUUUGUCGUCCAGUACAUUCUUCAAAUGUCGAGCUCCGACGAGAGUCUGCGCAAGGAAAGAGCUCUGAUCAACAAGCUCAACCUGGUCCUCGUCUCCAUCCUCAAGCAGGAAUGGCCCCACAACUGGCCCACCUUUAUCAACGAGAUCAUCUCGGCCUGCCACAGCAGUCUGCCUGUUUGCGAGAACAACAUGGCCAUCCUUCGUCUUCUCUCCGAAGAAGUCUUCGACUUUUCCGCCGAGCAGAUGACUUCGACCAAGACGCGCCAACUCAAGCAGAGCAUGUGUGACGAGUUUACCUCCAUCUACAACUUGUGCAGCGAGAUCCUGCGCACAGCCACACAACCCUCGCUGAUCAAGGCCACUCUCGAGACUCUACUGCGUUUUCUUAACUGGAUCCCUCUUGGCUUCAUCUUCGAGACCCCUCCCACUGGUGUUAGCUUGCUCGAGACCCUCCGCAGUCGUUUCCUCGAAGUCCCCGAGUUCCGCAAUGUCACCCUCAAGUGUCUGACAGAAGUCGGUGGUCUUCAGACCGAACAGCAGUACAACGAGAAGCUUAUCGCCAUGUUCACCGACACCAUGACAACCAUCUCUACUGUCAUUCCUCUCUCGCUCGACCUCAAGCAAACUUAUGCAUCCAGCAACAGCCGCGACCAAGAAUUCGUUCAGAACCUUGCUCUCUUCCUGACUAAUUUCUUUUCCAAUCACCUUAGCAUCAUCGAAAAUCUGCCCAACCCUGACUUCCUGGUUCAUGGCCACUUCUACCUCAUCCGCAUCAGUCAGAUUGACGACCGUGAAAUCUUCAAGAUUUGUCUCGAAUACUGGACCAAGCUGGUGUGCGACCUCUACGACGAGAUGCAGCAACUACCUAUCACCGACCUCAACCCUCUGGUCAGCAUGUCCAUGAGUGGUCUCUCCAAUGGCGGAGCACCUAAUCCCGCGAGCAUGUCUGGCUACCCUCUUCGUAAGAACAAGUACGGUGAGGUUUUGACAAAUCUCCGCCAGGUCAUGAUUGAGAAGAUGGUCCGUCCUGAAGAAGUCUUGAUUGUCGAGAACGAUGAGGGUGAGAUUGUUCGCGAAUUUGUCAAGGAAAGUGACACCAUUCAGCUCUACAAGACCACCAGAGAAUGCUUGGUCUUCCUUACUCACUUGGACGUUGUCGACACCGAAACCAUCAUGUCCGAUAAGCUGUCCAAGCAGGUCGACGGCUCUGAAUGGUCAUGGGCAAACUGCAACACCCUUUGCUGGGCCAUUGGUUCUAUCUCCGGUGCUAUGAACGAAGAGACCGAGAAGCGCUUCCUGGUCACUGUCAUUAAGGAUCUCCUGGGCCUCACUGAACAGAAGCGUGGCAAGGACAACAAGGCUGUCGUCGCAUCCAAUAUAAUGUACAUUGUUGGCCAGUAUCCUCGCUUCCUCAAGGCACACUGGAAAUUUCUCAAGACUGUUGUCAACAAGCUUUUCGAAUUUAUGCACGAGACACACGAGGGUGUACAGGAUAUGGCAUGCGAUACUUUCAUCAAGAUUGCCAACAAGUGCAAGCGUCACUUCGUCUUGACCCAGCCUGGCGAGUCGGAGCCUUUCAUUGACGAGAUUGUGCGUAACAUGCGCAAGAUCACCUGUGAUUUGUCUCCCCAACAAGUCCACACCUUUUACGAGGCUUGUGGCUACAUGAUCAGUGCUCAGGGUCAGAAGGCCAUGCAGGAGCGUCUGAUCGGCGAGCUCAUGGCUCUGCCCAACCAGGCCUGGGAUGCUAUCAUUCAGGCUGCACAUGUCGACCCCAACAUCCUUCAAGACUCCGAGACUAUCAAGGUCGUCGGCAACAUCAUGAAGACCAAUGUCUCUGCCUGCUCUUCGGUUGGAAGCUACUUCUACCCCCAGAUCGGCAAGAUCUACCUCGACAUGCUCACCAUGUACCGUGCCAGCAGUCAGCUCAUUGACGAAGCUGUGCAGAGAGAUGGUGAAAUUGCCACCAAGAUGCCCAAGGUUCGCGGACUCAGGACGAUCAAGAAGGAGAUCCUCAAGUUGAUCAGCACCUACGUCGACAAGGCUGAUGACCUCGAGAUGGUACACGAGCGUCUCGUUCCCGACUUAUUGCAAGCUGUUCUUCUUGACUACCAGAACAACGUUCCCGAUGCACGAGAGGCCGAGGUCCUGAACGUCAUGACUACUAUCAUCAAGAAGCUUCAAGGCCUCAUGACCAAGGACGUUCCCGGCAUUCUUGGUGCCGUCUUCGAGUGCACUCUCGACAUGAUCAACAAGGACUUCUCCGAGUACCCCGAACACCGCGUCGAGUUCUUCAAGCUCCUCCGCGAGAUCAACCUUCGUUGUUUCCCCGCUCUUCUGCAGCUUGAUCAGCGCCAGUUCAAGUUCGUCAUCGACUCUUGCAUGUGGGCCAGCAAGCACGACAAUCGCUUGGUCGAGGGUGAGGGUCUUAACAUGUGUUACGAGCUUGUCCAGAACAUGUCAGAGACCGACAUUGAGAUCAGCGGACCCUUCUUCCAGAACUUCUACACCACCAUCCUUCAAGACGUCUUCUUCGUUUUGACCGAUUCUGAUCACAAGGCAGGCUUCAAGUACCAGUCUAUGCUUUUGGCACAGAUGUUCUUCCUGGUUGGAUCCGGCAAGCUCAACUCGCCCAUCUAUACCUCCGACAUGGCACCUGGCGGCACAUCAAACAGAGAGUUCCUCCAGAACUUUGUUGGCAAUCUCCUCGUCAACGCCUUCCCAAACCUCACCCCUGCACAAAUUCAAAAGUUCAUCACUGACUUGUUCUCGCAAGCCGAUGACAUCAACCGCUUCAAGCUCACAUUGCGUGACUUCCUGAUUCAGCUCAAGGAGUUCGCUGGUGACAAUGCCGAAUUGUUCAUCGAGGACCGUGAGAAGGAUGCGCAGGAUCGUAAGAACCAAGAACGAGAGCGUGCCAUGAAGGUUGGCGGUCUGCUCAAGCCUAGUGAGAUGGACGAUGACGAGCUUUGA
Messenger RNA from Aureobasidium subglaciale EXF-2481, 3222 nucleotides. RefSeq lists its product as uncharacterized. Gene Ontology annotation, biological process: ribosomal large subunit export from nucleus; protein export from nucleus; ribosomal small subunit export from nucleus. Gene Ontology annotation, molecular function: nuclear export signal receptor activity; small GTPase binding. Gene Ontology annotation, cellular component: nucleus; cytoplasm. Lineage: Eukaryota; Fungi; Ascomycota; Dothideomycetes; Dothideales; Saccotheciaceae. The transcript has 6 exons. Bases 1 to 3222 code for a protein of 1073 amino acids. The record is from RefSeq and is a predicted model, not a curated record.